UUUGCUCUUCAACAUCCUGGAGAAAGAAAAGAAAAGAAACUCAUACAAAACAAAAGAAUCGAUUGAUAGUUUGAAGAAGGUAAGAAUCUAAAAAUGCUAGGAGGAGCAAAGAAAACAGGAGAGUCCAUUAAGGAGACAGCUGCCAACAUUGGUGCUUCAGCCAAAUCUGGCAUGGAAAAGACCAAGGCCACUCUUCAGGAGAAGACAGAGAAGAUGACGGCACAUGAUCCUUUGCAAAAGGAGAUGGCAACCCAAAAGAAAGAAGAAAGGGUUAACCAGGCUGAACUUGAUAAAGAGGCGGCGCGUGAACACAACGCUGCAGCCACCACCGGGCACCAAUUGGGGCAGGGUGGACACCAUACCUCGGGAACUGGUGGGGCUGCUCAAACGAGGAGACAGUUUGGGCUGUGAGUCACUGAGUCACAGGGUAUGGAACUAGUGGUACUUAACAUUAAGUUACAGCAGUUAUAGUUAUUGUGUAUCAAUAAAGUAACAUAAGAAGGUUUAGUACCCUGGUGUAAGGUUGUUUCAUAUUUGGUCGUUGUCUUGUUUCUCUUAUUUCAUUUUCUCUUUUUGUGAAGUUCCUAAUUUUACGUGGAACGUUCUGUAUCAUCGACUUGUAAUUUCACUUUGUUUCAAUAAAAAUAUAAGUUUAGCAUAA
This is a messenger RNA of Medicago truncatula (barrel medic), 661 nucleotides long. Its product is annotated as 18 kDa seed maturation protein. The coding region runs from base 94 to 411 and encodes 105 amino acids. Gene Ontology annotation, biological process: embryo development ending in seed dormancy. Lineage: Eukaryota; Viridiplantae; Streptophyta; Magnoliopsida; Fabales; Fabaceae. The record is from RefSeq and is a predicted model, not a curated record. The transcript has 2 exons.